GUUUCCGACAAGGACACAACUUAUUGCAAAUUACAAAAAACCAAAAAAAAAAAAAGGUUAAGGAGCAUCCUUCUUCUCCUGCCUCAAAAAUUCAUCUCUGAUUUGCAAUCAUCUCAAAUUAAAUCUCCAUUUAUUCAUAAACAUAUAUAGCUGCAUAUAGAUAGGUUUCAGAAACUUUCAGUAUUUUGGAUUCAUAAAUAGACAUAACAGAGAAUGGUCGAAAGAUAUGGAGUGUUUUGAAUCUGAGACGUUACCAUGCUGCAGUUCUUAGGUUCUUACCUUUCGAGGUGUUGCGAUCUUGAUUUUAAGCAAUCGGGGGGCCUCGACGAUCCUGAGAUACUUGCACGAGAGACAGUUUUUAGCGUCAGCGAGAUUGAAGCUCUUUACGAGCUCUUUAAGAAGAUAAGCAGUGCAGUGAUUGAUGAUGGUUUAAUCAACAAGGAAGAGUUUCAAUUGGCACUUUUCAAGACAAAUAAAAAGGAAAGCUUGUUUGCUGACCGGGUGUUUGACUUGUUUGACACAAAACACAACGGAAUCUUGGGAUUCGAGGAAUUUGCUCGUGCUCUCUCUGUUUUCCAUCCAAAUGCACCUAUCGAUGACAAGAUUGAGUUUUCUUUUCAGCUAUAUGAUCUCAAGCAACAAGGUUUUAUUGAGAGACAAGAGGUAAAGCAAAUGGUGGUGGCUACUCUUGCGGAGUCUGGUAUGAACCUCUCUGACGAUGUGAUAGAGAGCAUAAUUGACAAGACUUUUGAAGAAGCCGAUACGAAGCAUGACGGAAAGAUUGAUAAGGAGGAAUGGAGAAACUUAGUGUUGCGACAUCCUUCACUUUUGAAGAAUAUGACCCUCCAAUAUCUCAAGGACAUUACUACAACGUUUCCAAGCUUUGUCUUUCAUUCAAGAGUUGAGGACACCUAA
This is a messenger RNA of Solanum verrucosum, 915 nucleotides long. RefSeq names its product calcineurin B-like protein 3. The record is from RefSeq and is a predicted model, not a curated record. Gene Ontology annotation, biological process: calcium-mediated signaling. Bases 256 to 915 code for a protein of 219 amino acids. The transcript is spliced from 10 exons. NCBI's taxonomy places the organism in Eukaryota, Viridiplantae, Streptophyta, Magnoliopsida, Solanales, Solanaceae. Gene Ontology annotation, molecular function: kinase binding; calcium ion binding.